Molecule: messenger RNA, 6113 nt
Organism: Podarcis lilfordi (Lilford's wall lizard)
Lineage: Eukaryota; Metazoa; Chordata; Lepidosauria; Squamata; Lacertidae
Source: the annotation of a GenBank genome assembly
AUGCAGCUGCCUGGUAUGUACUUCAAAUCCAUUCUCAACAACCUGGAUUUGCGAUCAUCCUCAAAUAACUUCAGCAAAAUAAUUACUGAGCGGCUGGAAGAGAAGUAGAAUUUCAGCAGCUGUGCCUGUUUACAGUACACGUGUCAAGCUCACUGGAUCACGUGGGGCCAGCCACUGCCUCUCAGUCUAACCUACCUCACAAGGUUGGUGUGAGGGAUUAAAAUUAAAACUACGUGCGCCACCUUGAGCUCCUUGGAGAACCUGCCGCACCGGUAACCUAUGCUGCUUUUGCUAUUGGGAGGAGACAAGCGCUUGCGGUGAAAAAUUAAAAAAUGACAGCCUGGGCAAGCAGGUUUAAGACGCUUAAAUUAAGAAGCAUGUGGAUCGCACGUCGAACUGCCCCAAUCCAUGCAACCCUAUUCCGAGGGAAGUUUUGCUGAAUUCAGUGGGACUUAUUUUAUUCCCAUGUUGCACAGUGAUGUCUUCCAAACAUGCGGGUCUUAAUGGUUCAAACAGAUGCGGGGUUGUUGUUGGUUUGUUUUAAAGAGGUUUUAAUGCAGCCCGAUCCAAUGCAUUAUCAGAAGAAAAAUCCCGCGGAAUUUAAUAGGCUUCAUCCUCACGCUGAGUAAGAUUGCAAUCUUACUUAGGAGCAAGCCCCACUGGAUUUAUUUCCCAGUAACCAUGUACAUAGAUCUGGCUCUGAUUUGAAAGCGAACACGAUUUGAGACCUUUCGAGCUGAAUCCUGAGCGACCGGGGAAAGCUUGAGCGGCGCAGGAAUUAAUUCCUAUCCUAGGAACUCUUGUCCAGGCGAUUAUUUUUUUUAAUGCUGCUCCUAGUCUUGCUCAAUGCAAUGGGCUCUGCUCGCAAAUCCGGCUCGCGUAAAAGCGCAGUUUUUAAUAUCUGGAUGCAGUAGAUUGAAAUCGGUGGGAGCGGCAGCUUCAAAGCAAAACUUUCUGCAAUCGUGUUUGUAAAUUUAUGGCUGUAAAUUUGCCUUGCGCAACCGCUUCGAGGUCCCCCCCCCCCCACAGUCAAGCGACAUAUAAAAUAAAAUAAAAGCUUGGGCCACGCGAAUCAUCCCUAUCACAACGUGCAGUCCACCACCGGGUAGGGCAGGCGAAAGCGGCGGCUGUCGUGCGAGCUCCUCCAGGGUAGGGGGCGCUGCGAGCGGAAGGAAGCGGACGAAGAGGCGCUCUAGGCAGGCCUCGUUCUUCUCCCGGCAGGCCUUGCGACGGUCGGCGGUGGCGGUCCCGGUGGCGGCAGCUUUGUGACCUUCGCCUUCGCCGUCCUCCUUUGUCGUGUCACAGGCUUCGAGGUAGGCCCGGCCUUUUGCUCCGAGCCUUCGGAAGGCUUUGCCCUGUUCUCCCGGCGGCGGAGGCGGCGUCGAGGGCCUUCGUCCCCGCGCCUUGGUGGCCGCCCGGCGGCCUUGCGGAAGGGCGAACGGGGUUGCCUUGGCUACGGGACCGUGAGGGAGUGUGGAGAGAGAGAGAGACUUAAACUCAGGAGCCAAGCCCAAGGGGUCAGCCGCAGAAGCUGGCUUGGCGGGUGAGGCCGGUCUGAGACUCAAUCCCGGAAUCGUGGAGAUGAGAGGGACUCCCGAGGGUCAUCUAGUCCAACCCCCGCUGCGGUGCAGGAAUCGCAGCUGAAGGAUCCCUGACAGAUGGCUAUUCAACCCACUGUGUAAAAAAUCAAAAAUCUCCGGUGAACGAGAGUCCACCCCCCACCUUGCACUGCUGAACAGCUCUUGUCAUUGUAGAUUUGGGAGGGACCCCCAAGGGUCAACUAGCCCAACCUCCUUGCAAAGCAGGAAUCUCAAACAGCCAUGACAGAUGACCACCCAACCUCUGCUUAAAAACCUCCAAGGAAGGAGAGGUCACCACCUCCUGAGGGAGUCUGAUCCACUGUGAGGCAUUCUUCCUAAGGGAGGUGGGCAACAUAAGGCUUGCUUCUUUUAAAGUGAGUGAGUGAGUGUGUUUUAUAUAUGCAGUGGACACUCGGGUUGCGAACAUGAUCCGUGCGGGAUGCACGUUCGCAACCCACAGCAGCACGUCUGUGCACGCGCGGGUUGCAAUUCGGCGCUUCUGUGCAUGCACAGUUUAGCGCUUCUGCGUAUGUGCGACCUCUGAAACCUGAAAGUAACCUGUUCCGGUACUUCCAGGUUUCGGAGCAUCCGUAACCUGAAAAAACGCUACCUGAAGCAUCUGUAACCCGAGGUAUGACUGUAUUCUCAAUGUUGGGUCCCCAGAUGUUCUUGAACUACAACUCCCAUCAUCCCUGGACGUGAUGGCUUGGAAUGAUGGGAAUUGUAGUCCCAAUAUGUGAGGCCCCAAUAUUGAGGAAAGCUGCCUAGCCCUAACGUGGCUUACGCCCGAAGUAUCUGAAAACCUCCUCCUUCCCACUCAACUCAGAAGUCCUACGUCAAGGUCGGCUCAGUUACCAUAAAUCAAGUGGUGGGUGGGUCCUUCUCCAGAGAUGGCCCAGCAUUUCACUUUUCUUGCAGAGACAGCAGCAGCAAUUUGCAGAGCAGGAAGAGAUGGUAGAAGUUGUUCCGGCUGCCCAGAAGUUAGAAAGUCAAGUCAGGGGGGCUUACUCUCAUGAUAGUGAAUAUAGGAUUGCAUCCAUCAACAGUUGCCACCUGUCUCAUCUCUUGGUGCUCUGACCUCAGAGAAGGGCGUCCAGCAAUGAUCUUAGUGUGCAGUCCGUCCAUCACUCCUUCAGUUAUCUAGGGCUCAAGUUGUGUGAGGGCUUUAAAGGUAAACAAAAGCAAUUAUGCCUAGAAAUGGACUGGCAAAGAGCUUUCAGAAUCAGUGAGAGAUAUUCCCACUAGGCCAAUUAACAACACGGCAAAUUUAUUUUGACAUUUCAAGUGUGCAUGAUAUCUGUAUAUUAGACCAUUUUCUUCAUGUUGACUUUUCCUGUCUAAAAAGAUGACACCUCAGAAUAUGUCAGAUGAGCAAACAGCAUUGAAGAGGCAUUUGACAGCCAUUGGUAGAAUUCCUGCAUUAUCAUCUGUGGUCAAAAUCAUAUGACCAUGUUCACUGGCAUAAUCUGCUCUUGAGAAUCAUUCCACAUUUUGAUUAAAGCUAUCUCACACCUCUAAAUGUUGUAGUGACUGAACUCUUAAGCAAAAGUUUUUAAGCCUGCCCUGUGGUAGUUGGAGCUGCCCGUUAGUUGGGAAGUUGUACUCCAAAACAUCUAGAGGGCACCAGGUUGGGGAAUUUUGCCAUAUGCCUUGGAGUUAAAAAGACCAUAUUGAAGGUAACACAUUACCAAAAAAAAAAUGCAAUUAAACAUUGGUUGGAGUUGGGCAUGUUGCUAAGCAUUCUCUUGAUUUUAAGUAUAGUGGUACUUCGGGUUACAAACUUAAUUUGUUCCGGAGGUCAGUUCUUAACCAGAAGCUUUUCUUAACCCAAGGUGCACUUUCACUAAUGGGGACUCCCGCUGUCGCUGCGCCACCAGCACGCAAUUUCCGUUCUCAUCCUGGGGCAAAGUUCGCAACCUGGAGCAACUACUUCCGGGUUGUUGUUGCUUAGUCGUGUCCGACUCUUCAUGACCCCAUGGACCAGAGCACGCCAGGCACUCCUGUCUUCCACUGCCUCCCGCAACUUGGUCAAACUCAUGCUGGUAGCAUCGAGAACACUGUUCAACCAUCUCGUCCUCCGUCGUCCCCUUCUCCUUGUGCCCUCGGUCUUUCCCAACUUCAGGAUCUUUUCCAGGGAGUCUUCUCUUCUCAUGAGGUGGCCAAAGUAUUGGAGCUCCAAUACUUACAUAUACAAUACUUCCGGGUUAGCGGAGUUUAUAGCCUGAAGCAUUUGUAACCCGAGGUACCACUGUAUCUGUAAUGAGACCUAUGCCUGUAACUCAGGGAUGGGGAACCUGUGGCCCUUCAGGUAUUGUUGGAACCUAACUCCCAUUAGUCCCAGCCAGCAUAACCAAUGGUGAGGAAUGGUAGGAGUUGGUAGCAACAUAAGGACGGCCACAGGUUCCCCACUCCUUUUUUUCAAAAACAACAACUAUAUCCUUAAUGUUAGACAUUUGCUAACUUCAAAAUACUAAGACUGCCAUUCUGUUCCAACUUACAGAUGUUUAAGAGUGCUUUGACAAGAUGGUGGGACAUGCAAAAGAUUUACCAUACUCAAGUUCACCAAGAACUAUGGGUUGGUGCCCUCUUAACCAGCCUCAUCUUUUACAAAAUCUCCUAUGGAGGUACGUUUUGUGCGUUUCUCUUCUAAAGUUGCAAUUAUAGGUGUCAGCUAAAAUUGGCUUGGGGAGGACAUUAGCCCAACAGAACUAUAAUGAUAGUGAGCUACUGAAUCAAAACAAAAAAUGGAUUAUGUUUAUGGUUAUAUGUAAAAAAAAUAUACAGAAGUAGCUUUCAUUCAUUUGAAUGCAAAAUAGCAAGCUACAACUUGUAUAAACUAUAAUAUUAAUAGCAAAAUUCUCAAUAUUCUAAGAGGUGCCAUCCUUAACUAGGGCCUAACUUCAAAUAAGAAAUUCUAUGUGAAUUUUUAUUAUUAUUAUUCUUUUUUUGAGUUCUUUUUUUUUUUAAGCUUGAUUUAAUCAAAACAGCUUCAAUGAAAGGUACACAUUCCAUUUGGUCUGUGGAACACUAUGGUAGGCCCAGGAUAAAUCUUGGAUCCUUCUUGUAAAAGAUUAACAGAUUCCCACACUUCUGUCUUGGAUUACUUUCAUGAUUUAUUCAGGUACAUGUGCCAGUACAAAUUAGUUUGACUAGUCCCUUAUUGUAUGGCCCAUAUUUACCAAGUUGCACAGCAGUAUUUUCUUACUAUCCCUUUCCAAUAAGUAGUGUAAAUGUUGUGCAUCUCAAUCCUAUCCAUGUUUACUGUGAAGACUAUCCCAAACUCAUGGAGAUUUAUCCCCAGGCCACUGCAUAGGACUUCAGCCUUAAUAAAAACCUCAGGUGUAGAAUUGCCUCACUUAAGAAUGAUUAGAAACUGGUAAACUGGGUAGUCUUGAAUUUUGACCUCUGAUGUAGAUGUAGUAGUCAUGUUUAAAACAUGGGUUAAAUCUGGCUUUUUCAUUGUGCCUAAAUUUGACGAGAACUGUUAAUUAGUAGUUUUCUAAUUAAUUUCUUCAUUUUCUUAGGUAAAAAAAAGUCACUGGAAAAUAGUAAGUACUGACAGCUUUUCUUUUGCAAAAUGUUUAAUUAGUCAAGACAGAGCUUGAAAUAGCUCCAAAAAAUUGUAAAAUAGUUCCCAAUCAUUGAUGCUGAGGGUGUGUACAAAACUCUGAAAUUGCUGCUGCCACUUCUGAAAUGUUCUGAAUAAAAAUCAUUUAUAACCAACUACUGUAUAUUGCAGGCAUUUGCCCAUAAUAUUUUAAAACCAAACCUACAUGCUGUUAUAUUUCAUCAUCCAGCCAGCUAGAACCUAAUUGGUAUUAAAAUAAAUAAGUAGUCACUGUCUGUGCCAGAUCAACAAAACUGAUGUCCCUUACAAACUUCAGGUAUAUCUGUGCUCUUGAGUGCUGCAGAGGCCAUAGCUUGUGCAACAGCUGCCCAACUGCUGAGGGCAUCAGCAGUGUCUCCUUGCUAGAAGCCACUGAACUGCGGCAUCCCAUUUCUUCUCUGAGAAGUGUUGCAACUGCUCUAGUUAGUGUUUGCUUGUUGUCACUAGGGUGGAGAUUGCAUCAGCACAGCAAAGGGGCUCUCAGACUAAUCUUAAAGACACUUGCUAGAAAGUAAGGCUCCUUGUACUCAGUAGUCAUGCAUAGAAUUGUGCUGCUUGUCUACCUAGAUUUUAGCGUACUGCGCGUUUUGAUUUAAAAAAAUAGAUGAACUUAAGUAUCCUUUUACCAAUAUAGUCAUUAAAAGUAUUGGUUUCUCCUAAACAUAACUAACAAAGGGGAAACGUUGUUGGAGAAAACUCACUAACACACUUUCUAAAGGUGUUGCCAGGUUUCAGAUGUGUUCACACCAGGUUGAUGGGGACGGUAGAAUGUGUUCCACUACUUGAUCUGCAAUAUUUUUCAGUCCUUAUAAAGUGGCUAAACAUGACAGCGUAGAAGUUGAAUGCAAAUGGCUUCCUGAAAAUUGCUCAAUCAAUUGAGUUUGUCUGUGUGUGUUGUUUCAGAAUCCUCUUCUGGCCACCAUUAA